This is a messenger RNA of Physcomitrium patens, 2760 nucleotides long. Its product is annotated as phosphoglucomutase, chloroplastic. The record is from RefSeq and is a predicted model, not a curated record. Gene Ontology annotation, cellular component: cytosol. Gene Ontology annotation, molecular function: phosphoglucomutase activity; magnesium ion binding. NCBI's taxonomy places the organism in Eukaryota, Viridiplantae, Streptophyta, Bryopsida, Funariales, Funariaceae. Gene Ontology annotation, biological process: carbohydrate metabolic process.
UCUGUUCAGCAUGUUUGUUGGUUGGCCCCGAGUCGUAGAACUCUAUGUGAAAGAAGCCUGGGAUGCUCGUGCGCAGCAUGCGUCCAAAGCGGUGACUGGAAUCCAGAUCCCUAGGGUAUGAGCAACGAUUAAACCGACGAUUACUCAGCGUCGACUGGACGAACGAGGACGAGAAACGGCACUAUAUAGGGACACCCUUGAGCAAUUGCGACUACCGAUAUUGCAGGAUCGUAUGCAUUACGCAAAUUACAGCUUGACGAUCGCAGCUGAGAGUCGAGGAGCGAUUGUGGGUUGUUCGAACCCACUUUUCUUCCACAAUGGCGGCGGUAGGAUCAGCAAAGAUGUGCACCACACCACUGCGCUCCUCUCUCUCAUCGGGUUUGUCUCGUCCAAGUUCUGCUACCGUCAGAAUUCCCGCAGCCUCCCCAUCAUCUCUUGCUUGGAGGAACUCCUUUUCAACUCAAACAACGCCGGCGAGGCCACUUCGACGUACAGAGAGCCACAUUGUGCGAGCUGCGAGCAGCAAGACUGAGUUCCAAAUCAAGAGUGUGCCGACCAAGCCUAUUGAAGGGCAGAAGACUGGCACGAGUGGGUUGAGGAAGAAGGUGAAGGUGUUCAUGCAAGAGAAUUAUCUCGCAAACUGGAUUCAGGCAUUGUUUGAUUCCAUCCCUGAAGAAGACGUGAAGGGCAGUACGAUUGUACUGGGAGGAGAUGGCCGAUACUUCAACAAAGAAGCUGCCCAAAUCAUUAUCAAAAUUGCUGCUGCUAAUGGAGUCGGCAAAAUAAUGGUGGGCAAAGAUGGUCUGAUCUCGACUCCUGCCGUCUCUGCUAUAAUUCGCAAGCAGAAGGCUGAUGGAGGGUUCAUCAUGAGUGCCAGCCACAAUCCCGCCGGCCCGGACGAAGAUUGGGGCAUUAAGUACAACUACAAAAGUGGACAACCAGCGCCAGAGUCAAUCACAGACAAGAUCUAUUCGAACACUAUGAGCAUUAAGGAGAUUAAGAUGGCCGACCUCCCUGAUAUUGACCUUGCAGCUGUGGGCAGCACCGGCUUUGGUGAUUUUGUUGUGGAAGUGAUUGAUCCCGUCGAGGACUACCUGGAGUUGCUGAAGGAGGUGUUCGACUUUGAUCUGAUCCGUGGCCUUCUUGCUAGGGAUAACUUUAGGUUUAAGUUUGAUGCCAUGCACGCUGUGACCGGCGCCUAUGCGAAAACUAUCUUCGUCGACAAUUUGGGUGCGUCGGAGGACUCCAUCAUCAACGGCAUCCCUAAGGACGAUUUCGGAGGAGGUCAUCCUGACCCUAACCUGACAUACGCCCAUGAGCUUGUGGACAUAAUGUAUGGCCCCGAUGCCCCUGUUUUCGGUGCUGCAAGCGACGGAGACGGCGAUCGUAACAUGAUCCUUGGAGACCACUUCUUCGUCACGCCUUCUGAUUCAGUAGCUGUUAUAGCUGCCAAUGCGCAGCAGUCCAUUCCCUAUUUCAAGAGCGGAUUGAAGGGUUUGGCGCGAUCCAUGCCCACAAGUGGUGCACUCGACGCAGUGGCGGAGAAGCUGGACUUGCCUUUCUUUGAGGUUCCAACAGGAUGGAAAUUCUUUGGGAAUUUGAUGGACGCUGGGAAGCUUUCUGUUUGCGGAGAAGAAAGCUUCGGCACAGGCUCCGACCACAUUAGGGAGAAGGACGGCAUCUGGGCCGUCUUAGCGUGGCUCAACAUUCUCGCAUACAAGAACAGGAACUCUCAACCCGACGACGCCCUUGUUUCAGUUGCCGACAUCGUCAAGGAGCACUGGGCCACCUACGGCCGCAACUUCUUCGUCCGCUACGACUACGAGUCUUGCGAGACCGAGGGAGCCAACAAGAUGGUUGCCCACCUCAGAGACAUUCUCUCCAAAAGCAAGGAAGGAGACGUAUACAGUGACUACACCCUCAAGGUCGCGGACGACUUCACCUACACUGACCCAGUAGAUGGCAGCGUUGCGGCUAACCAAGGCAUCAGAUUCGUCUUCACGGACGGUUCCCGCAUCAUCUUCCGGCUCUCAGGCACGGGAUCAGCAGGCGCAACCAUCCGACUCUACGUCGAGAAGUUCGAGUCGGACGCCUCCAAACAUGACGUAGAUGCGCAGGAGGCCCUGAAGCCACUGAUCGACAUGGCUCUCUCAUUGUCGAAACUGCAAGUAUUCACUGACCGCGAGAAGCCCACCGUGAUCACCUAGACGCUGUAAACUGCUUCAAGAGCUUCGAGUGGCUCGCAUGGCGCGUCGGAUGUGAGCUCUCGUGUUAUGGUUCCCUUUGAUGAGGUUUAGACGCAAUCGUUGACGGUGGUGAAGAUCUGGGUCCCUUGGGCUCGGUCCAGUUUUGUUAAGGAUGUAAAUUCUUAGGUCCAUGUGUCGUUACGCUGAGCUCGCGGGAUGCAUGACGGCAUGCGUGUGUAGGAUUGAGGGGCAACAGAGUUUGUAUGCUCUUUGCUUCAGCCUUGUAGAAACUUUGGCCGCUUCCAACUCAAGGCAAAGGACUUGUUGAUGCUCUAGUGCCUUCAAUCUGUCUUUUUGUUUAUGGUACCACAACGUUACACCAAAAGGUUGGCGCAUUCUUGGACAAUGAGAGGGGGGUAAAAUAUAUAACCGGAAGGGAAUUCUAUUAGGCUGGUUUGUUUUCAUUUUAUUAAAGUUUUUUUUCCUUUUUUUUCUUUUCUUUUCAACACUUUGUUGGGUGUAAAGUGUAUUGUAAUUAAGUAAGCCGAUAAUACAAUGAAUUAACUUUUGAGUA